AUGGAUAAUAUAUUGCUAAUGCAAGAGCUUGUAAAGAACUAUCAUAAGGACAAUGGCCAACCUAGAUGCGCUAUUAAGAUGGACCUUAUGAAAGCAUACGACUCAGUCGAUUGGAAUUUUGUCUUGGAUAUGAUGAGAGUUAUGGAGUUUCCUAAUCAAUUCAUUCUUUGGGUAGAGGCUUGCAUUACUUCCCCUAUGUUUUCAAUUUUCAUUAAUGACUUUUACCACUUCUCUGGGCUUCAGCCUAACAUGCAAAAAAGCGCUAUAUUCUUUGUUGGGGUGGAGCCAGCUUACAAAGAGGCUCUGCGACUAGUCCUUCCUAUACGUGAAGGCUCUCUCCCAGUAAAAUAUCUUGGAGUUCCUUUGAUCUCUACGAGGCUCCGUGCUCAUGAUUGUGCUCAGAUGAAGGAAAAGACUUUGGUCGGAAUACAAUCUUGGUCCAAUAAAACCCUUACCUGUGGUGGUCAGCUCCAACUCAUACAAUCAGUUCUAUUUAGCAUUCAAAUCUACUGGUCCUCUAUUUUUAUUUUGCCUCAACGGGUGCUGAAUGACAUUGAACAACUACUACGAUCCUUCUUAUGGUUUGGUCCUAAUUUAAAGCACUCUGGUGCUAAGGUGGCAUGGCAUGCGGUGUGCGUCCCUAAAGAGGAAGACAAGUUGGGCCUUCGUAUGCUGAAAACUUGGAAUACGGCUUCUAUGAUGCGUCAUUUGUGGGCUAUUUGCAAGAAGGCAGAUACUCUAUGGAUUAAAUGGAUUCACACGUUUAUUUUAAAGAGUCAUAGUGUAUGGAGGGUAAAAAUUCCUCGAGGCUUCUUGACUGUUAGAAAACUUCUCAAAUUUAGGGAUGAAAUUCAACCUUAG
Rhododendron vialii is the source of this 861-nucleotide messenger RNA. RefSeq lists its product as uncharacterized. The record is from RefSeq and is a predicted model, not a curated record. The transcript has 2 exons. Bases 1 to 861 code for a protein of 286 amino acids. NCBI's taxonomy places the organism in Eukaryota, Viridiplantae, Streptophyta, Magnoliopsida, Ericales, Ericaceae.